Botrytis sinoallii is the source of this 1560-nucleotide messenger RNA. RefSeq lists its product as uncharacterized. NCBI's taxonomy places the organism in Eukaryota, Fungi, Ascomycota, Leotiomycetes, Helotiales, Sclerotiniaceae. The transcript has 3 exons. The coding region runs from base 1 to 1560 and encodes 519 amino acids. Gene Ontology annotation, biological process: mitotic DNA replication preinitiation complex assembly; double-strand break repair via break-induced replication; DNA replication. Gene Ontology annotation, cellular component: DNA replication preinitiation complex. Gene Ontology annotation, molecular function: single-stranded DNA binding; DNA replication origin binding. The record is from RefSeq and is a predicted model, not a curated record.
AUGGACGAGGGGGAGAGAAUUUCUUUCGAGGAGCGCUCAAAGGCUCUGCGAGUCGAAUUGAAAGUAUGGGAAAAGGAUUUUCAGAACAAUAAUGAAGGCCGCAAAGCCUCAAGAGAGGAUAUCAAAGCGAACCCGGAUAUCGCCUCGAAAUAUAAAGAAUUCAAUAGAGUACGCGACAUACUCUCUGGAAAGAUUUCGCACAUACCUCCACCGGCUCCUAAACCAACACCCCGAAAGAGAAGACAUGGAGAGGAUCAAGAUGAAACACCCCAAAAGCGUGCACAUAUCGAUAAAACACCCUCGAAGAAUACAAUAUUACCAUGGGAUGUUGACCCUUAUCAUUCGCCUUCCGUUAUGAGAAACCUAUUUGCUACACCUUCGAAGAAAACCGCAAUUGGACCAACACCACAGAAGGAUGGGCAGGUUCUAGGGUUGUUUGACUUGGAUCCAGACAGUGCCGCAGAUUCUCCUUCCACUGCUCCUGGGGUAUUUGGGAAAACAGCCGGCAUAGAAGUAACUCCUCGAAAGCAUGGACAUGGAAUGACUCCAGUAAGCUCAAGAGCAAUCAUGCACAACAAUACGCCCUCAUCGAGAAGGACCUUGUUGUUCAGUACGCCUUUGAAGAAUAAGAUUGCCAAUGCUCAAGGAUCAACAACACCUUCAUCAGUAUCAAAGCUACAUUUUAGUACACCAUCAUUUUUGAGAAGAGAUAGCCAACGAAUUCGAAUGCCGGCUCUCGAUGAAAAUGAAGAAGGCCCACCUGAUUCUCCAGAAAUUAUUCGAGGUCCUCGAAAACCAAUGAUCAAAAGUCUAAGCAGUAUGCUUGCUGGUCUCCGGAAAAUGGAAGAAGAUGCUGCAGAGGAUGAUUUAGAGGCUCUUCGUGAAAUGGAAGCCGAGACAUCCAAACCGUCCAAGCCCACAUCAAAACCACAAUCAAACCCACAAUUGACUGCUCCACCAAUUAGCUCGACAAGCGCCUCGUCAUCAAAACCGCCGACCGAAGAGCCCCUUCCAGAAGACACAAUUCUGGUUAAAGAUAGUCAGCCACAAGAAUUACUGGGUGGUUUCGACGAUGAAGCUAUGUACGAUUCUGAGCCCGAAGAAGCGACAGAGGCACCCAAAAGAACAUACAAAAAGAGAGGUCAAAAGCGUACCACCCGUCGUGUAAAUCUUAAGCCAAAUCAAAGCGAAGACGAACUCGCGCUUCCGCAUACUCGCCUCGAAACUAUACCCGAAACUCAACUCGAUGAUGAGUUCCCUCCACCUGACAAUGACGAAUUCCCACAUCCUGAUGAAUUUCCACUCGACGGUCGCAACUUCGAUUCUGAUUCCGCUUCCGAAUAUACAGCUUCAGAAGGAGGAACGCGGUACAGGAGACCAGAUCAAGAUAAGACGAAAAAGAAAAAUCUGGAGGCUAACAGGGAAGGGAAAGUCAAGAAGGCUGCCAGGAAGAUCAAAGCUACUGCAGGCAGUCUACAGAAUUACAAGAGGUUGAAGUUGAGGAAUAGUGGAGCGAAGGGGGGACCAGGGGUUGGUAGUAAAUUUAGGAGGAGAAAGUAA